Diabrotica virgifera virgifera (western corn rootworm) is the source of this 4824-nucleotide messenger RNA. RefSeq names its product mediator of RNA polymerase II transcription subunit 1 (gene MED1). Gene Ontology annotation, cellular component: mediator complex. Gene Ontology annotation, molecular function: transcription coregulator activity. The transcript has 10 exons. The record is from RefSeq and is a predicted model, not a curated record. Gene Ontology annotation, biological process: regulation of transcription by RNA polymerase II. NCBI's taxonomy places the organism in Eukaryota, Metazoa, Arthropoda, Insecta, Coleoptera, Chrysomelidae. The coding region runs from base 103 to 4491 and encodes 1462 amino acids.
CUGUCAUCCGUCAUAGUGUAACAGUAACACUGGCAGAAGUUGUUGCUUUGUUGUCCUAAAGAUGAUUAUAUUAUAAUAUUUAGCUUUUAAAUACUAUUUAUAAUGAAUAAAAUACAGAACGCCAAUGGAAUUUCCAUUCCACAAAAUGACAAAAGUAAAGACUGGCAGUUGGAGAUCUUAAUGGAAAAGUUAAGAUCGAAAGCUUCACAAUUUAAAACUUUACCAGAAAUUUCUAAGAAUGUUCGAAUGACAUUACUUGAAAAAAGAUAUGCUUCUGAUAGUGUAGAGAAAAGCCAACAUCAAAAAUGUUUAGAUACUUUACAGUAUUCUAUCAAGGUUACAUCACUGCAAAGUAUGGUAGAAAGGCUGGAAAGUUUAACCAGGCAACUAGGGUUAAAAUUUGUGGUCGAGCCUUCUGGAGUUUUUAUAUCGUCUGAUAUGUUUUAUUUGGAGAUAGUACUAAAUCCAAAUGGAUGUGUAGAAGAUGUAAAGAUCCAUCACGAAGGCAAGAAAGAGCAACAAAGUUGUACUGAAUUAGUUAAUUGUUUGUCUAAAGGAGAUUUUGCUGAUUUUACUGCCCAGCUAGAAGGAUUUACCUCUAUCUAUCAGUUAAAUGCUGAAAAGAAGAUUAAAUGUAAAGCUUUUACAGCUUUGGAAUGUUUGGAAGCGGACCUAUUAACAUUAGCUCAGUUGCAAAUGUUUACUAAGGAACCUUAUAACUUAAUCCAUAAAUCUCCUGUAGGAAUUCUUGAGAAGAGAAAAGGUGGACAUCCUAUGAAACUUACAUAUUUUGUGUCUCCUUAUGAUCUUCUCAACAUAGAAAAAAAUGAGAUUGAACCAAUUAAGAUUGACACCAUAACCAACAAAGGUUUGGGGUAUAGUGUUACUGUUUGCAUGGAGGGAUCUGCAGCUCAUAAGUUACAAACUACAUCUUUAAUAACCGUUAAUAAUAUUAAUGGAAAAAGUACUCCCUCUUAUACUGCCCUUAACAGUCAGAAUUGUGCAGUUAUACCAGCUUGUUUUUUAUUGAAAUUGAACAAACCACUUCCUAUGUGUCUGGCUUUAGUUAGACAAAUCCAGCAAAUAUAUCCAUGGACCGAAAUAGACACUGCUCCAGUAUACCCUCUACUUAAUCUUAUCGUUACUCAUUGCAGCGAUAAUAAAAUGAAUUCCAGUAAUAAUAAAGGACUCUUUGUUACACUUCCAGAUCAAAAUCAUUGUUACUUUAUGACUGAAAAUAAGAAUAUGGAGGGUGUUUUAGUAACUAGCAUACCUUUUACUCACCCUGCUAACGUUGGUAGUAUUCUAACGAUACUUAGAGAACAAGCUUUGUUUAACACCAUUAUUAGUAGCUGCGUUAGGCCCAAUAGUAAACAAGAUUUUGAAAACAUGACUAUGUUUGAAAUAAGUGCACUUUCAUCAACCCACAUAUCUAUAUCUCUAGAACAUCCUGUAGAAGAAACCAUGGCAACUGCAGAAAUAGAUCUAUCGGAUAUUUCCAAUAUAAUUUGUCGCAUUCAUAAUCCAGGUACUCCACCGCCAGUGGCCACACCAGAUAUCGCUACAGAAUUAUGUUCGAAAAUAUUAAACAAAUCUUUUUCAAUUCCCAUAACUCUAAGAUCUGUGAUAAAAUUGUGGGAGAAACAAUCUAUGCGAAGAAAUCAAUAUGGUGGACAUGAAAAUUUUAAUUUGCCCCUCGGUUCUGGGGAUCCCGGAGGGCCGAAGGAUCCGGCUGGGGCAAAUUUAGUUGAAUUUGGCGGACUCAAUGACAAGAUUAAACAGGAACCGUCCAGUAAUUCCGGGCAUAACAUGAUGAUGCAAGCCAGCCAGGGUAUGUUUUUAAACGAAUCUAUGAUGGCUUCAAAUUUUCAAAACUUCCCACCUUCCGAUGGGGUACUGACGACUUUGGAACUCACUAAUAUCCUCUCUGAAAAUGUGGAUAAAGCGUCCAAGCGUCAAAAGCGUAAACACGAUGACAGCAAUAAAAGUGGCAAACGGAAGGUGGGAGCAGAAGACUCGGAUUUAAUAGAAUCGUCCAGUUGUGAUUCUACUUCAAGGAGUACCCCAUUGUCACAAGAAUUAGAAAUCAGAACCCCGAAUUCUAUAUUGGGGUUUCAAACAGAUCUUGAGCUUUCAGCUUUAGAUCCAAUGGAUAUUCUAAAUUCGGCCGAUAAACCGGAUCCAGAAUUUGAUCAUUUAGAUGAUAUCGAAAUCGAAGAAAUAGCUUCAAAGGAUUUUAAAAAAGAAAAAGAGAAAUCUCCGGGUGUAAGCAGUGAAGUAGAAGAGAAAGCUACUGGAGUAAGCAUUAUUCCUGUUGCUCCCAGUAGCUCAAUAAAAGAAAAGCGUGCGGAAACUGCGCCUAUUUCAAACUCCCUUACAAUAACUCCAAUUCCCAAUCAACCAACAAAAAACCCAGAGGAGAAAUCGAAGGAAAAGAAAAGCAAAUCAAUGCGAGAUGAAAAAAGCAAAUUGGAUAAAAAGAGAAAAAGAAAAAGAGAUGAAAGCCCAAUGGGGCCGCCAGAAAAAGUACCCCAUAAAGAAUUUCUAGCUAAAUCUUCUAGCGGUACUUCUUUGAAAUCUACAGAAUCACCACCUCUUCCUCCUUCAACUCCUUCCUCCCCUAGCUCUACAAAAAAGUUCAGUCCAUCUCCUACACAUAGUCGUCCAGCUUCCAUGAGUGGUAAAUUAAGUCCGAAUAUGAUUAAAUCUAGUCUUAAGUCGAGUUCUUCGCAUCACAGCCCUAAAAAUUCACCAGCACACGUUCCCAGUAGCCCAAAGCAAGGCAUCUCUGAACUGUCCAGUCCAAAACAUCACGGUACUUCCCCGAAACACCCUUCAGCGACGGGUUCGGGGAAACCCAGUAUGUCAGCUUUAAAGAGCGCCGCUAAUUCACCUUCCAGUAAAAGCAGCGAUUCUAAAUCUAAACCCAGUUUAAAAGACAGCUCUCGCGACAAAGAGAAAAAAUCGUCGAGUACCUUUAGUGUUUCAAAUCAAAAAAACAAGAGUUCCUUAAACAAAGUGAAAUCGUUGGAGCUGAAUACCAGUGAUGUGUCAUCAGACGGUCUGCCUUCGCCCAGUGGUAAUAGUGACUCGUCAAAAAGUAGUUCUAAUCAGUUACGUACUAAUCGUAGUAAAGGUUCUUUGUCGGCAAUAGUCGAUAAGUUAAAAGUAAAUGCUCAACAUUGUGAUAGUUCAACGGACUUAAGUAGCAAAUCGAGUAGUAACAAGGAUAGGACUACAAGUAGCAGUGCUAAAUCAAACGAAUCUAGUAAAUCGGUGCUUAAAAUCGGGGAUGCAAAAAACUCGGAGUAUAUGGUUAAGCCGAGUUCGGACGGGAUUAAAAUUACGAUAAAUAAAACUAGGAGUAAGGAUAAUUCUUCGAGUAAAUUAUCAGUUUCAACUCUAGCAAAUAAGGUUAAUACGACGAACUCGCCUAAAACACACACUGGCCUAAAACCCGGAGUAAACAGUGGUCCAGCUUCAAAGAAACCUCAACAAGUUCAAAAAUCAUCCAGCUCAUCUCCCUCUAAUACUGCAACAACAAAUUCUAGUAGCGGUAGUACAAAAAGCUUUUCUCCUAGUUCUAAAUCUUCAUCAUCAAGCUAUUCUAAAACUUCUUCGGGAUCUUCUUCUAGCAGCAAUAGUACAAAUUUGUCCAAAAGCAGUUCAAAAUUGACUGGUUCUCCUAAAAUGAACUCCACCUCAGGAGAUUUAAAUCGAUCUAAAGAUAAAAACAAGUUUAACAAGAGCAAUCCUGAGAAAUCAAUUCUGUCUUCGCUAAAAGAAAGUAGAAAGGCUAGUCCGACACAGUUACGCGAGGAGGUUGAUAAUGUAUACAAGAUGUCACAGUCCAGUUUGAUGGAAGGGAGAAUCAAAACGUUGGACAAGAACUUUCAAAUUCCUAAACUCUCUGCCAGAACUAAUGAUGACAAAAAGACUGUUAGAAACGAUAGUUUAAACGUUAAUAGGAGUAAAGCUGAUCCGAAAUUGUAUGAUAUGGUUACAAAGAACGAUUCAAAAUAUUCGUUGGGUAAUCAAAUACUUGAUAAUUCUGUAGAGAAAGUUAAGAAUAAUAUUAAUAAUUUACCGCCAGGUAUGGGAUGCAAUGAUGAGGAAUCCGGGAAGAAAGACAUUUCUCAGAACCUAUCUAGUAUGCAAGGUAAAGAUGACACGAGUAAGUUGGAUCCUCUCUUAACACCAAAACUGUAUUCAGAGCCUCUGAGCUAUUCAUCGAAGAAUGUAGACUUCCCUCCGACAAAAUUUAUCGCACCCGCACCGAAGGACGAAAGAAAAGACUCAAGAAAAAACGACGAAGUGUUGGAUUUUAGCUCAAAGCCCUUACAACCGUUACCUCAAUCUCCAUCCGUCAGUGUUCAUAUAGUGAAAUCGCCAGCACCGAGCCCUUUAAUCAAUCCCAGUCCCCAUUCGGCCUCGCCGGGAAUCACAGACGACGAAUUGAUGGACGAGGCGUUAGUGGGAAUGGGCAAAUAGUUAUUCGUGAAAUUAAAACCUAAAAGGGUUAAGGGAUAAAUAUCUAACUAAUAUUAGUUCUAUUCUUUGACUUGCGGAAUGCUUGAGAGAUGUGAACUGGUAUUGGUAUCUAGUCAAAAAUUUGGUAUUUUUUGGUUCGUUCGUUUGAAAAACAUCAAGACUGAUGACAGAUUCUAGAAAAGGGCCUUUUUAUAACAUAAAACAUGAAAUUACCAAUUUGAUACUUGUUCGUUUAAGACUCAUAUUUUUAUUAUUUCUGGUAUAGGGUAUACUCGUAGAAACCUGUUUUAUCUAAUAAUAUUAGGUAAUAAUAAAAAUCAAAUUGUCCAGCUA